CCAAGAGAAGGAGCUUAAAACCAGAUAACCCCAUCAGAAUGACCAGCAGUCGUGCAGACUGUCAUUACUGCCUGCAGUCUCUUCGUGGAAGGAAGUAUGCAUUAAGAGAAGAAAACGCUUAUUGUGUUACGUGUUAUGACAGCCUGUUUGCCAACCCCUGUGAAGAGUGCAAGCAACCCAUUGAGUGCGAUUCCAAGGAUCUGGCCUACAAAGGCCGCCACUGGCAUGAGGGAUGCUUCAAGUGUGCCAAAUGCAGCCGCUCGCUGGUGGAGAAACCCUUUGCUGCCAAGGACGAGCUCUUGCUGUGUACCGAAUGCUACUCUGAUGAGUAUUCAUCUAAGUGUUUCCACUGCCAGAAGACCAUUAUGCCUGGUUCUCGUAAAAUGGAAUUUAAGGGAGGUUCCUGGCAUGAAUCCUGUUUCGUUUGCCAGUAUUGCCGGCAACCACUGGGAACAAAACCACUGAUCACCAAAGACAACGAGAACUACUGCGUGCCCUGUUUUGAGAAGCAAUUUGCUCACCAUUGUUACUCUUGCAAAAAGGUAAUAACCUCUGGAGGAGUGAGCUACCACGACCAGCCUUGGCAUAAAGAAUGCUUUGUGUGUGCUGGAUGUAAAACUCAGUUGUCUGAACAAAGGUUUAUUUCCAAAGAUGAAUAUCCAUACUGUGUAGACUGUUUCAGCAAAUUGUACGCUAAGAAGUGUGCUGCUUGCAAGAAACCUAUUACAGCUCCAGGAGGUGCCAAAUUUGUUUCAUUUGAAGAGCGCCAGUGGCAUGGGGAAUGUUUUAACUGUGCGAAAUGCUCUGUCUCGCUGGUGGGCCAAGGAUUCCUGACUCGGCAGGAUGAUAUCCUCUGUCAUGAAUGUGGCUCUGCUUCGUAGCUGUAUGGAGAGCUUUACAGCUGCAUUAUUCUCGCUCUGUAAUGAUGUACUCCAUUACUCUGCAGUAAGAAAAUAAUC
This is a messenger RNA of Tauraco erythrolophus (red-crested turaco), 959 nucleotides long. The record is from RefSeq and is a predicted model, not a curated record. NCBI's taxonomy places the organism in Eukaryota, Metazoa, Chordata, Aves, Musophagiformes, Musophagidae.